CUCGCGCCCUCUUCGUCGUCUCGGCCUCUGCUACUGCUGCUGCUACACCGGUCAUAGGCCGGAGAUGGUGAAAGCCAUCAGGAUCCACGAGCUGGGCGGCCCUGAGGCGAUGCGGUGGGAGGAGGUGGAGGUUGGGAUGCCCAAGGAAGGCGAGAUCAGGAUCAAGAACACCGCCAUCGGCGUCAACUUCAUCGACGUCUACUACCGCACGGGGUUCUACUCUGCUCCCCUCCCCUUCACACCCGGUAUGGAAGCUGUCGGCGUGGUGACCGCGGUGGGGCCCGGACUCACGGGCAGGAAAGUCGGGGAUGUCGUGGCGUACGCUGGCUAUCCUAUAGGUUCUUAUGCCGAAGAGCAGAUUCUUCCAGCCAAUGUCGCUGUUCCUGUUCCACCUUCGAUAGAUCAUAAGACAGCGGCUGCUACCUUGCUCAAGGGGAUGACUGUUCAAGUUUUACUUCGCCGAGUAUUUAAGGUUGAGGCUGGCCAUACUGUUCUGGUCCACGCUGCAGCUGGUGGGGUUGGUUCACUUCUUUGCCAAUGGGCGAAUGCCCUUGGUACCACUGUCAUUGGAACUGUUUCAAAUGAAGAGAAAGCUUCACAAGCAACUGAAGAUGGAUGUCACCAUGUGAUCAUCUACACCAAGCAAGAUGUCGUGACAAGAAUCAAGGAGAUCACAGAUGGAAAAGGUGUAAAUGUGGUCUAUGAUUCUGUUGGAAAGGAUACAUACAAGGCCUCUCUGGAAUCCUUGGCUCCCCAUGGUCAUCUGGUGUCGUUCGGGCAGUCUUCGGGAUUGCUUGACCCCAUCUCGAUGACCGACCUGGUUCCCAAGUCACUGUUUUUGACGAGGCCUAACAUGCUGGACUAUGUUGGCACCCGCGACGAGCUGCUCCAGGUGGCCGGCGAGGUGUUUGCCAACGUGCUCAGUGGGGUGCUGCGCAUCCGUGUAAACCACACCUACCCGCUGUCUGAAGCGGCCCACGCCCACGCCGACCUCGAGGCCAGGAAGACCUCCGGAGUGUUGUUUUUUUUGCUUUCUUCUUCCUCCCGCCCGGCCACGCCCGCGCCGCGGCCGCCCCAGUCCCUGCCCGGCCACGCACCGCCCCCGCCCGCCCCCGGCUACGCCCGCUCGCGCCCGCUCCGGCCACCUCCCCUGCUCCCGGACAAUGCCGCCCAGGCCCCGCGCACGGCCGCCGGCCACACCAGGACCCCGCCCGGCCACGGCCCCACACGCCCCCGGCCACGGCCGCCUGCGCCCCGCUUCGGGCCCGCUCGCUCGUGCCCGCCGGCUGCUCGGCCGCCACGCCCCGCGGCUGCCCGCGCCCGCCAGCGGCUCGCCCGCCAACACCCCGCGGCCGCCCGCGCCAAGUAG
Molecule: messenger RNA, 1369 nt
Organism: Lolium rigidum
Lineage: Eukaryota; Viridiplantae; Streptophyta; Magnoliopsida; Poales; Poaceae
Product: quinone oxidoreductase-like
Exons: 6
Coding region: 65-1369 (434 amino acids)
Biological process (GO): cellular response to oxidative stress
Cellular component (GO): cytosol; cytoplasm
Molecular function (GO): quinone reductase (NADPH) activity
Source: RefSeq, a predicted model, not a curated record